Achroia grisella is the source of this 5354-nucleotide messenger RNA. It is a transcript of the gene mus101, whose product is annotated as DNA topoisomerase 2-binding protein 1-A. Lineage: Eukaryota; Metazoa; Arthropoda; Insecta; Lepidoptera; Pyralidae. Bases 148 to 4167 code for a protein of 1339 amino acids. Gene Ontology annotation, biological process: DNA replication initiation; mitotic G2 DNA damage checkpoint signaling; mitotic DNA replication checkpoint signaling. The record is from RefSeq and is a predicted model, not a curated record. The transcript has 25 exons.
UUUAAAAAGAACUUAGAAAAUGGAGGCAAUUUGUAAACAGUCUUUUAUUAUGUUUUUAAUUCCAACCUGAAAGUUAUCAUUUUAAUGGUUGUUCUCAUUUAAUUGUUAUUGUAAUUAAAGAAGUAGAUAAUACUAUAUAAAACCGAUAUGGCGGAGGAUAUAAAAGUGACUUUUAUCAUACCAAAAACUUGUCAAAGUGAAGAUGAUUGUACUGAUUCCGAGUUAAAACUUGCUUACACCGUUUGUCAGCAUCACUGUGGGGGUGGGCUACAAGCACAAUGGGUACAUGAAACUAAGUGGAAUAAAUUUGAUGGUUUAACAAAAAAGGAUGUGUUUGUAUUAUCUGAAUUUGAUGGAGACUUGUAUGAAAGGCUGAGGACAACAAAAUGUUUGCUAGUGGGUCCACGAUGUUUGUCAUGCUGCUUGACAGAAGGUGUGCCAAUACCCUCAGGACCCGAGCCAGUGUUCACUGUUGCUAUGAGAGGUUUGGUUGUAACAGCUAGUGGGCUGUCUAAAAAACAAAAGGAAACUAUAAAAAGGAAGGUUCACUGGAUGGGAGGAAUUUACAGUGCAGUACUAACUGAUGACACAACGCAUCUUGUUGCAGACACAGUAUUGUCAGACAAAUAUAUUAAAUCAGCGGAAAAAGGCAUACCAAUAAUGGCAGAGAGUUGGGUACAAGGCGUCUGGGAAGCAUCCCUCUCUGCCAAUGUUACCGGUUCCUCGCCAGACUUUAACCACCAUCGACUGCCACCAUUCGCAAACCUCCAAGUCACUACGUCGGGCAUCACUAAACGAGACAAACAGAUGAUCAUGAAGCUGGUUAACGAGCAUGGUGGAACAUUCUCUGGUGCAUUUCAAAGUGAAACAACGGAUAUAGUUGUAUUGACAAAAGAAGGUGUAGGUAGCGAGAAGUAUAAAGCGGCCCUGGAAUACGGCAAGGCGUGUGUGGUGCCGUCGUGGGUGAAGGAAUCCGCGGCCCGCGGCGUGGCGCAGCCCGUGUCCCGCUACAGCGCGGCCGGCGCCUCCACCUCGUCGCCGCUCGCGGAGCACCGGCUGCCCGACAUGAGUUUAAACUUCUCACGUAUCACAAACUUGAGGCCGGCGAGCAACUUUGUCGAUGAAUCGAAAGCUAUCGAUAUUACCAGUCUAUCUGGAAAAAUGAAGAUGUCCCAAGAAUCAAAAAGGGCAAGUGAUCAGUCAGAUUUGGAUAAAGAAAUACAAACAGAAUUUGAAAAUUUUGAUAUGAGUAUAUUAAAGAAGGUUGGGCCAAUUUUCGACGGAUUUUGUUUCUGGGUGACCGGUCUGGAGGGCGCGGCGGCGGAGCGCGCGGCGGCGUGCGUGUCGCGCGGCGGCGGCGUGCGGCUGGCGGCGGCGGGCGCGCGCGUCACGCACGUGCUGGCGCCGCCCGCCGCCGCGCGCGCCGCCGCCCGCGCGCUGCCCGCCGCGCCGCUGCUGUCGCCGCUGUGGCUGCUGCGCAGUCUGCGCGCGGGCCGCCCGCUCGACGAGACACCGUUCUUAAUAGAUCUUAAAGCGACGACUCCAGUGAAGUCGAAGUGUAAGCCAGCAGCGGAGCCCGAGUCGCCGAUGAGCCGCCGCAACCUGCAACUACUGCGGCGCCCCGGCCUGCUGCCCGGACCCGCACCCUGUACGCCGGAGCCCCUACCGGACAUACCACCGGAGGAUGAGCUUGUCAACCAUUACUUGAGUCAAAAUAUAGAACCUGAACCGCCGCGAUUGAAAACUCCAGAACCGGUGCCGGAAGUCACUACGCGGGUCGAACAACCUGACAUCACAGAAGAUGUGACAGAGGAUCCCACUGAGGAAAUAGAACAGAUAUUUGCUGGUAUGACGAUAGAGGUGCAGGCGCUGGACGAGGAGGCGGUGGUGGAGGUCAGCGCGGAGGUGGGCGCGGCCGGGGGGGUGCUGUGCGCGGCGGGGGCGGGGGCGGGCGCGGGGGCCACACACGUGCUCGUGCCGCUAGACUUCGACCCCAGCCACCUGCGCACGCCCACAGCGGAAGCCGUCACCGUCUUCUGGAUUAAAGACUGCCUCUCACAGCAAAAAUUACUACCAAUACAGUAUUACCACCGACCGGUGAAUUUACCGCAGUGGUCUGGUCCCCCACCUCUACAAGGUGUGGUGGCCAGCCUCAGUACCUACAGCGGGGUCGAAAGGGCAUUUCUUGAUGAACUGGCCAAACUACUUGGUGCUACCAUGCAGCUGCGGUUCUGUCGUCGUAACACCGCUAACGCGCUGGCCUCCACGCACCUGAUCUGUCCGACCCCCGCCGGGGACAAGUACGCGGGCGCCGUCAAGUGGGGGCUGCCGGCCGUGCGCGGCGCCUGGCUGCUGGCCGUCGCCCGCGCCGCGCGCAGGCUGCCCGAGCGGGGGCACCUCGUGGGGGACACCCGGCCACCAUCAUCACCAGAAAAAAAUAUGGAAGAGGCAGCAGUUGAGGUAACAGGAGAAGAGCUUGGCGUCUUAGACAAGGAGAACUUGAUGCAGCCUCCGGCUGGAGUUCCAUCGAGACGGGGCUCCCUGCCCGGGAGAGAGGACACUCCUAAGACGAAGGUCCCUGUAGAUGAGAUGUCGCCUGCAUCGCGUUACAUCGCAAUGGCACGUCAGGGACUUCUCGGCGGAGACACACAGGAUACCCCCAAGCAACUGCUCGAACACAACGGACACAACAACGAAGAGGAGUACGCGGUGCGUACGCCGCCCCUGGAGGAAGCCCUGUCGUCGCCCAACCUGGCCGCGCUCAGCCCCACCACGCGGCGCCGCCUGCGGGCGCUGCGCUGCGGGGACGCGCCCUCCGACCCCGUGCGCACGCCCCUCGACCCCUUCGCACAGGAGCCGGACACGCCGGAUAGCGCGUUUGGUGCAGCGUUGCAAGCGGGUACUGCGCUGUCUCCAGCUGCCCGCAAGCGGCUGUGGGCGCUCGUGCAGCGGCUGCCUGCAGCGCACCGCGCGCCGCCGGCCCGCGCGCACACCCCGCUGUCGGAGGUCCGCAGUCGGUUCCUGGCGCAGUUCUCUGGCGCGGACACGCCCCCCGCGCCCGCGCCCGCCGCUCCCCCGCGCAAGCUGAUGCUGCUCCCGCAGGAACAAGCAGAAACACCUCCAGCGAAAAUGCCAAAACUAUCUAUCGAUCAAAGCGCAGGCAGCGGUGUAAAUAUCAGUGAUCCGGAUACAACAUCGAAGAGCGCUCAAAGUGUGAACGCUACGAGCAGUCCGAACGCGCUGCCUGCAGCGGUGGACGCACAAUUGCAGCGGCUGAAUGCAGCACUUACCAACCGCCUUAGUUCGCAGCGAGCGCGCCGUACUCGAGACUCAGCGUCACUAGCACCGGCACCAGAGCCAGAGGCGGGACCAGAGUCGCAGCCUAACACGGUGGGUUGGGAUGAUACUACUCCCACAUCAGCGCCCGCUUCCGCUUCCGCGUCCGCUACCGCUGCCGCCACCGUUUCUGAGUCCGCUCCGCCACAACAAGAACCACCCGUCCCAAAAAUCAAGAGAUUCAUGCUGUCUUCUAAUGUAGAUAACCGCGAAGAGAUAGUGGAGAUGAUCCAGUACCUGGGCGGGGAGGUGUCGGAGGGCUCGGAGCUGGACGAGGCGGCGACUCACCUGCUGUGCGCGGCGCCCGGCCGCAGCGAGAAGAUGCUCGGGUCGGUGGCGGCCGGCCGCUGGGUGCUGCACCCCGCGUACGUGCCGCGCAGCCGCGCCCACGGGGGGUUCCUGCCGGAGGAGGAGUUCGAGUGGGGCAACCCGCGGGCCACGUGCUUACCGGGCGUGUGCGGCGCGGAGCGGGCGCUGGCGCAGGCCGCGCACCGGUGGCGAGCUGCACGCGCAGCCGGACACGCGGGGCCGCUGGGCGGCGUGCGCGCGCUGCUGCACGUGCCGGCCGCGCGCCGCCGCCUGCUGGCGCGCCUCGUGCUCGCCGGCGGCGGCCGCGCGCCCGCCCUCACGCCCCCGUACAACGAUAUCACAGAAGAAAUCACAGUCUGCUUCGCGGAUCUGAAGCGGUACCCGCUGUCUGCCCGCGACGCUGAGUGGCUGGUGUCUCACAACAUUCCCGUCUGUGCUCCAGUACUCCUCAGCGCGUACCUCACAGACGAUCCGCCUCCAAACCCUCGGGAACACUGCCUUCCAGAAUUUAGACCUAAAUAGUUAAGUAUUACGUGCCAAUUUCUAUUGCACAUGAUUAGUUCGAAUUUACCAUAUCACAAUCAAAGGUUUUGUUAAUGAUUCUUAUAUAUAAUAUAUGCAUAUGUUAGUAUAUAUAUUGUUUGUUUUAUAUAACUGAAAUUGAAAACAAUUUGACGCCUCACCUAAUGAUAGUGUGAUCGUCGCCUAUAUAGUCAAAUAUAUAGAUUUAUUGAGCCAAAAGCAAGGUAGAUUUCUCAUAUAACUGAUCCAUUAAACCAAGAAACAAAAUGUCCGAAUAUAAAUCUAAACUUUAUAUACUAAACUGAUAGCAUUACCCAACAAUUUGUAUUGCAAUUUAGAAACUGUUCGAGAUUGUUCAGUUUCAAAAUUACUAUAACUGGAUUUUGCCCUGGUAUGUAUAUACUUUUAGACCCUGGACAAUCCCCACAGCGUUAUCUAGUCCUAAGCUAAGCACAGCUUGUGUUAUUACGGUGCCCCAUUCAAUGCCUGAUGAUGCCUCGUUCAGAGGCGAAACACGUUUCGCAAUAUGGGUGUAGACUCAAUAACGGACGAAAUUUGCUCACCAAUAGAAUAAUUGUGAUCUCACACAUGCUAAUUGUAGCGUAAUUUAACAAUAAUAGAAAUCCAUUAGGUAGUAAUUUUUAUAUAACACAAAAAAUAUAUAUAUAUUUAUAUAUAAAAAUUACGUGUCACGUAGUUUGUCCGCGAUGGUCUCUUAAACUACUAAACUGAUUGAAAAUUUGAUUUGCACAUUGUGUGCAAUUUGAUUCAACUUCAAAGAUUACUUUUUAUUUUAGCUUACAUCUCAAUUUAUAGGCGCAAUAUUAUUUUAAUCAAGACCCUGAGCCACAGCUAUGUAUGUCCGUGUCUGCUAGUAUGUAUAUAUAAAGUAGUAGUGUUUUUCAUUGUAUAUAGGCGACAGUUACCACUAUUCUUUUAACAUCAGGUGGACCGUCAGCUUGUUUACAAUAACAUAAAUAAAUGUAUUUAUAAAUAUAUUUUUUAUAUGCAGUAUAUAUAUGUAUAUAUUACACCCGUUCAAAUAGAAUGAUAAUAUAUUUAUGCCCGUUAUUGAGGUGAUGUUUAUACUACGGUUUACUAUGAUAGUCUGUAUUACUAUGUUCAAUUAAUAAUCACAUUGUCUUUUAUUGCGCACAGAUCAUCAUUACAUAGUAUAAAACAAAGUC